CGGGCCAGGAGGCAGCCGAGCCCGAGCCCGAGCGCCUGGAGCGAGACCUAAUGGCGGCGCUGGCGCCCGGAGGCCCUGGGGACGGCGCCUCGGCCGCCCUGGACGAGCUGUCCCGGAACUUCACGUACGGGGCGCCGGGCGCCGGCAAUGGCUCCUUGUCGGGCGCGUGGUACCGCAGGAACCAGAUUCACCUUUUUGGAGUUUUUCUGGCCAUUUUAGGAAAUUUGGUAAUCAGCAUUUCCCUAAAUAUUCAGAAAUAUUCUCACCUUCGGUUGGCACAGCAAGAACACCCAAAGCCAUUCUUCCAGAGCGCGCUGUGGCUGAGCGGGGUCGCACUGACGGCUGUGGGAGAGACAGGGAACUUCAUGGCCUACGGAUUCGCCCCUGUUACUCUGAUCGCUCCGUUAGGCUGUAUGUCCGUGGCAGGUAGUGCCUUUAUUUCUGUUGUGUUUCUGAAAGAAAAUUUGAGAGCCUCUGAUUUACUAGGUAUGACACUGGCAUUUGCAGGAUCGUAUUUAUUGGUGAACUUCGCUCCAAAUAUAACUCAGGCGAUCUCUGCAAGAAUGAUACAGCGUUACUUUGUUGGGUGGCAGUUCCUGAUCUACGUGAUUUUAGAAAUAUUAAUUUUCUGCAUUCUCCUAUAUUACCAUAAAAGAAAAGGAAUGAAGCACAUUGUAAUUCUGCUAACCCUGGUGGCACUUCUAGCCUCAUUGACUGUUAUCUCAGUAAAAGCUGUCUCAGGCAUGAUCACUUUUUCUGUGACGGAUAGAAUGCAACUCACUUAUCCCAUCUUCUAUAUAAUGUUUAUCAUCAUGAUAGCAUCUUGUGUUUUCCAAGUCAAGUUCUUAAAUCAAGCCACGAAACUCUACAAUACAGCGACUGUGGUGCCCGUGAACCAUGUUUUCUUUACAACCAGUGCCAUUAUUGCAGGUAUCAUAUUUUACAAAGAAUUCCUUGGUGCAGCUUUUCUCACUGUAUUUAUAUAUUUUUUGGGGUGUUUGCUGUCAUUCCUUGGUGUGUUUUUGGUCACAAGAAAUCGAGAAAAGGAACAUCUGCCACAGUCUUAUAUUGAUUUUGGAAAUAUUCCUGGGAAACAAAUGUUGGAUAAAAUACAACCAGAUUCGAACGGCUUAUCCUAUGGAACUCUGCCUGAUGGAAGUGACUCAACAAAGAGCCAAAGUGGAGAGAAGAAAGAGGUCUAAAACGCCGAGAGGGAUGGCUGUGGGCCUGUUAUUCGAUACCACCUUUUUAAAAAAUUGCACAUGUUCAAUUUGUGUCAGCAGCCAUUUAUCGCUGACAUGAGCUAGCGUCAGUUCCAGUCCUUUACCCCACCUCCACUUCUGCGGACACGCAGGCCUUCCCAAGCUUUGACAGUCUAAUGUUCUCAUGGAAUGUAACCCAAAUGUUCCCCACACCACGGGCCUUUCGCUAGUGAUCAUCUAACCGGCUAUAUCUUAAUCAGAGCCUGGCUACCCAAGCAGGAAUGUCACACAAAAAUGUGCACCCACGACUUGGCUAUAGAACAACAUAGGCUGCUUUUCCCAACUGGCUGUAAUGGCAGUGCUUUGCUUUAAAGAGACACUUUACCCCACAACCUUACUCCUAAACAAAGGUUUGCGAGCAUUCCUUUUUAAAAAUCUUAACUGCUUCAUAAAAGAUCUCACCUUCCUGUUCCUAAAUAAGAGCAGUGAGUCAUCUUUUCUGAAAACUAGCCCUACCUAUAGGCGUCCUUGAAAACUUAAGGGUAUCUUUAAAAUUAGAAUUUGUAAGUGGCGUUCUGUAAUGGAGCUUAUCAAAACUAAAAGACCUUGGCUGGUGGACUUUUUAAGCAAGGAAAAAUUUAAGAACUAGGACCAGUUUUUUAAAUAAAAAUAUGGAAUGAUGGCGUUUUCUUCAGCUGUGAGAUCCUAUUAUAACUUAAUUGAAACUGGAGAAAAAAAGAACACUUAAUAUUCUGUACCUUCAUUUGUUUAGCUGUUAUAAUUUGUCAGGUGGAUUUAUAUGUUGUAACUUUUAACACAGCUCAAAAAUCAUAUUUAAAUUCUUGGUGAUAUUUUCACUAAUACACUGCUUCUCUCCUAAGUCAUUAUUUCAAGCCUUAUAAAUUUGUCCAGGCAAAAGGAAUGAUCAGAGAACCGGGUACCAGCCAUUUAUCUUAGAUGAAGCACACAGCCAGGUGGCCCACCAGAGUCUAGAGAGGAAGCCCUGUGCUCCUUUCCCCUGAGUGGCUUUUCUGUUGCAAUGAGUCGCAAAUCUACUCAGAUAACAUUUGCAGGAAAAGUCCAUAAUCAUCCGUUAAGUUUGAUCUACCUUAGAUAAGAAGAAAAGAGUUAACCUUCAUUGUAACCAACAUCAAAUAAUAAGCACUAGGCUUAAGGACCUUUUGAGACCUUCAGAUCACUUCUGACAGGUCAGUGCAAUGAGGUUCCAACCAAGUGUAGGAAUUUGUAUAGGCUCUUUAACUCAGACCUGUAGAGAUUAUAAUCUUAAUUGUCGCAGGUCUUUCAGCUUUGUCCUUUGUCGUACCCUGCACUCCUGAGCAGACCAACCAAACCUGGCCGUAAAGGCAGGAUUCGAAUCCAUCUCCAACGUGUGAAUAAUAACCUAGAGCCCAUGUCUGGCUUUUGAACUCCUGGUAAGAAUUCUUACCAUUGUGGAAUGUGUUCCAUUAAUUCAAAUGAAACAGUCAUAAUUUAUGGCAUGUUUUUCUGAAUUGGUCCAACGUGUUGGCACUGGAAGGCUCAGCUAAGAAAUGUGUCUGGUGUCUUAAACUACAGAUUUCUGGUGACUCUUAAGACUGGUUCAAAGAUUGGGAAAAAACUAGACCAAAGAGUUUUAGUUAAAGCAGGACUAUAUUCAUAACUAUGGCACAUGGUUUUGAGCAUUGUAGAAUUUUGCACAGACACAAGCACAAUGCUGAUACUUUAGUGACUACCAACAUUUGCAACUUUUUAAGAGUUUUGAAAAAUAGCAUUGGCUUAUGCACAUCUAAACCAUCUAGCAAUGGUUUAGAAGUGCAGGUAACGUAUGAACUAUAUUCAGACCUAAUUUUACUUUCCAUAUUGCUGCUCCAAAAUAAGGUGAACAGGAAUUUUAGUUGUGUUGGAUUGUAAAGAUUUUUUAAAAUUACACAGUGCAUGACAACAAGCAAAGCCAACCCAGUCCUUCUCUUGGCAUCGUGAAUCGGGGACCUUUAGCCAACAGUUGACUCAUCUGACUAUUUGUCUAGACCAAGGGUCUGCAAAACUUUUCUUUUAAAGACCUAGAGAGAAAAUGUUUUGGGCUUCUUGGCCGUACAGUGCCGCAACUACCCCACUCUGCUGUUGCAGCGUGAAAGCAGCCACAGAUAAUGUGUAAACGAGUGAGCAUAAGUGUGUGCUGGUAAAACCUUAUUUACAAAAACAGGUGGCCAGUCCUCAGGCUGUGGUUAGCCAACCCCCAGUCUAGACUCCUCUGCCUUUGCUAUGUAGCUUCUUUCUUGGGCACUUUAGAAACUUUGGGCACUUGAGAGCUUAAAUAACAACAGUUCGUGUUCAUCACAAACCAAAUACUGUGGGAGUGUGGAACCGUGAUUGAUACCUGAGGAUCUUUUUGCAUAUAUAAGAUACAAACUAUAGCCAUGACUUCAUUAUUGGAGCCAAAGUUUCUCUCUUAAUGGCAGAGGGGUUCUUUUGUGAGUACUACUACCUAUAUUGGACAAGUCCAUCCAAUCCCACACUCCAACUCAACAGUAGCUUCAGAAAUGACUAGUAGUUACCUCUUAUGUAACAGAUUAAGCAGAAGUCUUAAACAUCUGAUUGUUUGCAGUUUAAAUGUUUUCUUACCCUAUAAUACUUUUGCUAUCUUGAAUCACCUGAAAAAAAAAUGCAAUAAAAAUCUUCU
Pteronotus mesoamericanus is the source of this 3882-nucleotide messenger RNA. It is a transcript of the gene NIPAL2, whose product is annotated as NIPA like domain containing 2. Gene Ontology annotation, cellular component: membrane. The transcript is spliced from 11 exons. The record is from RefSeq and is a predicted model, not a curated record. Gene Ontology annotation, biological process: magnesium ion transport. Bases 51 to 1202 code for a protein of 383 amino acids. Lineage: Eukaryota; Metazoa; Chordata; Mammalia; Chiroptera; Mormoopidae. Gene Ontology annotation, molecular function: magnesium ion transmembrane transporter activity.